Lepisosteus oculatus (spotted gar) is the source of this 9508-nucleotide messenger RNA. RefSeq names its product jumonji domain containing 1Cb (gene jmjd1cb). The record is from RefSeq and is a predicted model, not a curated record. Gene Ontology annotation, cellular component: chromatin; histone deacetylase complex. Gene Ontology annotation, biological process: regulation of transcription by RNA polymerase II. Lineage: Eukaryota; Metazoa; Chordata; Actinopteri; Semionotiformes; Lepisosteidae. Gene Ontology annotation, molecular function: histone H3K9 demethylase activity; transcription coregulator activity; chromatin DNA binding.
UGUAGAUAUGUUUUACAUUCAACAGCCCGCCUUUUUAACUCUCCUCCAGCACAGCCCACAGGGGUCACCCUCCGGGGCAGAGUAAGCUCGGAGAAAGAUCCACACACAGAUCCUUAAUUGAUUCACUGAAACGUGGAGCCGCAUUAAUAAGGCUGCGUGAGAUGAGAUGAGAAAGGCAACAGUGACUUACCUGAUUUACAGUACACUCUGGAAAAUACCAUAAAAAAAUACUAAGAGAGCAAUCGAAACGUAACAGGGAUUUGUGAUUUAUUAUUUUGGCCAACCCAAAAAUAAUAAUAGCAUUGUCGACAAUGCCUGGACUUUUUUUUUCGUGCUGUUUAGAAUUUGAGUUUGACGUUUAACUUUCCUAUCCUCUUCACCAAAAGCAACCUAACAUUAUUGUUAUGCACGGCCCUGUCGUUACGGCAGGGCACUAUUUUUAACAGUCUGGUGGUAGCAGCGCAGCCGGCCGUCUCCCAGAGAGAAUGAAUCUGUGUCUGGCGGACGGAGAAGUCUGCUCGCUGCGGUUUUGCACUGCUGUGCGCUUUGCGUGGGGGCGGAGGGAUACCAGUUGUACGCUGGCAGUGAUCUGCUUCAGUGUUCAGUUUCACGGAGCGAAAGAAGUGACUGUGCGGGAGGAGACUGAAAGAAAUUUAAAUCCCCCGGGUUGCGCUCGACACGCAAAAGACUAAAUAACAGUUAUUUUUUGCCCUCGUCGUCGCUUUCUCUUUCUCUCUCCUUCCUUCUCUUCUUCUUAAGCGCCGUUUUAUGUAGAAAAUGUCCGACCGAUAGGGCGUUGCUGUUGGAAGUUUUUCGAGGGUUUUCUCACUCUCCGUUGCGAGGCCAUGGCGGUGGAAGCGCGGCCGGAGCUGGUCGGGAAGCGGUUCCUGUGUGUCAGCGGAGAGGAGCUGCCGGAGCUCGGGGAGAUCGGGCGCUGGGGAUGGAGAGCCGGGGUCAUCCGCGCCGUCUCCCACCGCGACAACGACAACCCGGAGCUCACGGUGUAUGUCGAGUUUGAUGACCUUGAAUGGGAGAAGCGCGAGUGGGUCAAAGUUUAUGAAGAUUUCCGAAUAUUCUUGUUGGAGCACCAGCUUGUGUGGGCAAAGCAGAAGGAGAACGGUCAGCUUCAGGGAACAAAGCAUAAGCAGACGCAGUGGCCUGCCUUGACAUUCAAGCCUCUGGUGGGAAAGGCUGUUCUGGGCUCCAUCACUGCAGUGGAGUUCUUCGCAGACAGGCAGUUGGACUUCUUGACCGAAGAUGGCACGUAUCAGCCCUAUCAGGAUGAAGUGGACAGUUUGAAUCCAGUUCUCAGGGACAAUCCUCAGCUUCACGAAGAAGUGAAAGCCUGGGUUAAGGAACAAAAGGUUCAGGAAAUUUUUAUGCAAGGUCCCUAUUCGUUAAAUGGAUAUCGAGUACGAGUUUAUAGACAAGAUUCAGCUACGCAGUGGUUCACAGGCAUCAUCACCCAUCACGAUCUCUUCAGCCGCACUAUGAUUGUGAUGAAUGACCAGGUACUAGAGCCACAGAAUGUUGAUCCUUCUAUGGUACAGAUGACCUUUUUGGAUGAUGUCGUUCAUUCUCUGCUGAAAGGUGAAAACAUUGGAAUUACAUCCAGGCGCAGGUCUCGCUCCAGCCAGAACAGCAAUACAGCUCACACCACAGGAGGGAGACUGACCAGCAGCACAGGAAGCAAUCAGGGUCAUUACACACGUGCCCAAGCAAACAGCCCCAGACCAGUCAUGAAUUCUCCAACCACCACGCCGAAACAGGCGCAGCAGCAGCAGCAGAUACAGCAGCAGCAGCAAAUCCAGCAGCAGCAGCAGCAGCAGCAGCAGCAGCAGCAAAUCCAGCAGCAGCAGCAGCAGCAGCAGCAGCAGCAGCAAAUCCAGCAGCAGCAGCAGCAGCAGCAGUCGCCUCUCCAGCACCGUGCUUCACGCUCCAGCAGGAGGAAGGGAUCCGACAGCAGUGUGCCAGAUGAAGAUAAGAUAAAAGAGGAAAAACUUGACAAUGGAGGGCGAGGAGACAUUUCAAAAACUAAAACCAAGCAAAUUAUGAAUAAAAGAAGAAAACCUGAAGAGGAUGAAAAGAAAGUGGGUUUAAAAAAACUGAAGGCAGACAAUGUCUCAGAUUUUUCUGAGAGCAGCGACUCUGAAAACUCCAAUAAAAGAAUCAUAGAUUCUUCCUCAGAGCAAAACUCAGAGAAUGAGUUAAGAACCAAAAGCACUUCAAAGGCUAGCGAAGAGGAAGACAAAUCCCAGGGUAGCAAGGGGGCAGUGGAGACGACUCUAAUAGAUAGACACUCUCCCUGGGAUGAAAGAGAGGAUGAACAAAUUCCAAAAGUACUUCAGUCAGCUGACUGUGAACUGCAAGAGGAAAAGUCUCAGCACCAGCCAGCCAAUCCACCCACUCCCUGCGAUCCGAAUGUCAGUACUCCAGACGUUCAGGGGUGCAUUGUGGAAAUGAAAAGCACUGUGAAAACUUUACCCAAGGACCAUUAUGCUAACAGUGCACCACAGACUGCUACACCAAAAUGUGUUAUCGAUAUAACUGCGGACAAUAACACAAAUAAUGGGUCUCAGGAAAAUUCUGAGGCUGUUUCUGCUUUGCUGGCUUCUCAGAAGUCAGAAUCAUAUAUAUCGGAGUCCAGACAUUUAGUGUUAAACCCUUCCGUUUCAGAUGGCAGGAAGCCAGAGAUUGAACAACAGAUGGCACAUAGCCUUGGCAGUAAGAUCGAGUUUGCCCAUUCGGAGAUUAUAAAACCAGUUGCAUCUGUCAGUGAGUCUGCUGCUGUAGCUGAAAAAGAAAAACUACAUUAUUCCUCCAUUAUGCCAUGCAUUUCAAAUGCAUCCAUUGCUGAAGAAAGUAGAAGGUCUCACAAGUUGAGCCCCUCUCCGGAGCUUCAUAAACCCAAGUCAAACCCUUCUCCUGAAACUCUGAAGCCCAAGUGUAAUCCCUCUCCUGAUGUCCUGAAGUCUAAAGCCCACAGCCUUUUGGAUACUUCCAAACCUAAACCAAAUAUAUCCCCGGAGGUUUCGAAGCAUAAAGUUAGGUAUCAGGACAAUCAAGCAGCUGGAGCUGGAGCUGCCAACAGGCCGGCGAAUAAAGCCGAGCCCGACGUGCCUCGCUCAAGCUUCAAGCCCGUGCCUGCUCGAGUGAGCCAGGCUGAACCCACAAAGAGCCCUCUCAUUAUUGACAAGAAUGAGCACUUCACAGUCUACAGGGACCCGGCUCUAGUCAGGCCAGAGACCGAGACUAACCCCAUUGCCUAUUUGCACCAGCAUCUUCACCCUCUUCAUGCCUCUUCGCACGCGACGUGUUUAACCGCCACGACCCACCACCCAUCGCAUCUCCUCCCUGGAUCCUCACCUCAGGCACCCAUGGCUGCUAUUAACGCCCAUGCUCUGAGCAGUGCUUCGCACCACUCUGUCCAUCACCCUCAUCUUCUUCCAACAGUGCUACCUGGAAUGCCCACGGCCUCUCUGUUGGGUGGGCAUCCUCGCCUGGACUCUGGCCAUGCCAGCGGUCUGGGGCAUUUAACUCUAGCCCAUCAUCACUCACAUCAGCAGCAGCAGUUUUUACAACAGCAGGCUCCUCACCUUCUGACACAGACUCACACCAGUGCUUCAUAUAACCAGCUUGGGCUCUAUCCUAUCAUUUGGCAGUAUCCGAAUGGCACCCACUCUUAUGCAGGACUUGGACUGCCUUCUUCAAAGUGGGUGCAUCCUGAAAAUGCAGUGAACUCAGAAGCCAGUUUGAGGAGGAACACCCCCAGCCCCUGGCUCCACCAGCACACACCCGUGACCUCCGCAGACAGCCUGGGGCUGCUGAGCCACGGCCCCGUCAGACCUGCCAGCGCAGACCCUCACCGGCCAAUCAAGAUCAACGCACACACCAGUCCCCCGCUGUCCAAGGCAGCUGGAGAGCUUCACAAAGAGGAGCUGGAGAAGAAGACCUUCAUGGACCCCAUGCGAGCAAUUACUCCAGCACAUAUAAAAGCUGAGCAAGACCACAGCAGAACAUCCACGGGCAAAGACAGCCAUUUGCACAGGCACUUCUUGGACCCUAUCUCUAGUCACUGCAAACCGCAGAGAGUAACACAAGACACUGGGGACAGAGUGAACAAAUACAAAGAGGAGAACCGCAAGAUUCUUCAGGAGAGCAUUGAGGUAGCCCCCUUUACAGCCAAGAUAAAGUCAAAUGAGGGGGAGAGAGAUUCUUACCCCAGGAUACCUUCCUUACCCACAGCUGGUCCUAAAAGCCAUGUCAUUAAACCAGACAAAGACACUGAGCACUCUGCAGCAGAACUCUACAAAUUCAAGCAUACGGUGCCACAGUCUUUGCCCCAAAGUAACUAUUUCACUACCUUGUCCAACAGUGUGGUGAAUGAACCUCCAAGAUUAUAUCCAUCCAAGGAUGGGAAUUCUUACUUUGAGAAGGUGAACAGCAGCCAGUUGGCAGCAUCUAAUCCCAUGACCUUGGCUUCUUUUAGCAGCAAGUCCCUCUCAAAACCCCCUCCUCUGAUCAAGCAUCAGACAGAGGGAGAGGGACUAAUGAGCAAAAUCACAGAGCAGUUUUCUCAGCAAGUGGCUUCACAUCCUCUCAGCGCUUCUGGUAACGAAAGGAGGAGUCCUGCAAUAGCGCCUUCGAACCCUCUCAGAUGCAUGCCAGCAUUACACAGAGCUCCAGUGUUUCAUCCUCCGACUCAGCAGACCUUAGACCGAAAGGAGGGCAGUUACGGUAGACUUUCUCCACCAACGCUGACUCCGAUCCAACCAGUAAGCUCAGCUGGUAAAAUCUCUGAACAGCAAAAACCACCAACACUGAUACCGGAACUAAGGGACUUGAAUGCUGUUAAUAAAAACAGUUCUGAGAUGACUUCAUCAGAGAUCUGGAAAGCUGGUGACUCUCAAAACCAUGAGAAACCAGGAUGGCAUUUAGAAAAAAGCAGUGGGAAGCCACAAGCAGCAACAGCAUCUGUUAUUGUACGCCCACCUACGUGCAUAAAAUACGAUAGCCUGCCAGGACCAAAGACAGUAUCCAAGGAACCGGUCACUGAGAGAUCGUUUACAGGAACAAAUCAGACAGAUUGCUUCAAAGCAGCGGAAGGCAGAGAGCCUGGGAGAGUCAUUCUGCCAAACACGAACUUAGAGGAUACUUGCACACAGUAUAAGAAGAACUCUCUAACAAUAUCCCAGGGAAGUAUUUCCAACUGUAUGGUGGCUUCUGCCAAUUCUGUGUGCAGUACCAAAACUGAUGUAACCACUUCUGCAGCCACAACUACCAGUGUCUUGAGUAGAGUUGAAUCAGACAUGACUUACUCGCUGUCGACCACUGUCUCGGCUAGCACUAGAACAGAGGUUGCUGGCCUUAAAGCUGGAGCUCACUCAGUAGCAGAACAGCAGGAGGGAAAGACCCAAACCACAUCCCCUAGCACGGUUCUGCCACCUAACACAGGAAGCACUACACAGGCCAGUGCAGGCCAUAGUUAUUCAAGCACAUUUUUCCAUUUGAAAAAGCACAAGCUGGCCGCAGCUCAGUCCAGGAGUACUAAUGCUAAUGAAAGUGAGCCUGUCAAUGCUAAAAUUCAGAAGUGCUCAAUGGCCAUUUCACAGGAUAGUGGUGUACUGAGCAACACAAUAAACAAAACCAGCUCUUUGACUAAUGGGCAGCCUGCGCAGCUGAGCCAGCCCAACUACCACACAAAGCUUAAAAAAGCUUGGCUUACAAGGCAUUCGGAAGAAGAUAAAAACACUAAUAAGACGGAGAAACUGGGGAGCGCUGUGUCAGAGAUUAUUAAGCCGUGCACUGUUAGUUUAAUUGCGUCCACAUCAAGCGAUGUGGAAAAUAACAAGGAAAGUAAAGGGCAGGAUGACAGACUUGCACAAGAAGACAGGAAAACAAGAAGGGGAACCAAAAGGACUUAUGAGUCAGGCUCUGAGAGCGAUGACUCAGAUGGAAGUGAGAGCAAAUCUGAGCAAAGGGCUAAACGUCAGCCCAAGCCUACAUACAAAAAGAAACAGAAUGACAUGCAAAAGAAAAAGAGCGACAAUGAAAAAGAAGAGGAUGAAGUAAAACCCAAUGGUAUUUUUAGAAGUGCAAGGGAAAAAACAAAACUGAAGUUGGCAAGCAGUAAUGGAAUACCUCGUUCAGUAUUAAAGGACUGGAGGAAGGUGAAGAAACUGAAGCAGACAGGAGAAUCUUUCCUCCAGGACGAUUCAUGCUCUGAAAUAGGACCCAACCUUCAGAAGUGCAGGGAGUGUAGGGUCAUCCGCAGUAAGAAGGGAGAAGAGCCUGCACACUCCCCUGUCUUCUGCAGGUUUUACUAUUUCCGUCGCCUUUCUUACAGUAAGAAUGGAGUUAUCAGAAUAGAUGGCUUUUCCUCACCAGACCAAUAUGAUGAUGAGGCAAUCAGCCUCUGGGCUCCGGAUGUUUAUGAGGACAAUGAUCUUGACCUAGAAACGUCCAAAUAUAUUCUGAAUUACAUUGGAGAUAAAUUUUGUCAGCUUGUAGUGUCUGAAAAUACAGCUGUGACAUGGAUUAAAAAAGAUGCCAAAAUUGCCUGGAAGAGGGCAGUAAGAGGAGUGCGGGAGAUGUGUGAUGCAUGUGAAGCCACAUUGUUUAACAUUCACUGGGUCUGCCAAAAAUGUGGAUUUGUGGUUUGUUUGGACUGUUACAAGGCAAAGGAAAGAAAGAGUUCCAAAGACAAAGAGCUGUAUACGUGGAUGAAGUGCGUCAAGGGACAGCCUCAUGAUCAUAAGCACUUGAUGCCAACACAGAUUAUUCCAGGAACUGUAUUGACGGAUCUGGUCAAUGCCAUGCACUCGCUCCGAGACAAGUACGGAAUGAAAUCGCACUGUCCUUGUGCUGUGAAACAAAAUACUCCGCUUAGCAAGAUCCCUUCUACCAAUGGAGUCUCGCAGGUUUUGCAGAAUGUCCUCAACCACAGCAACAAAAUCUCUUUCUGCAAGCCGGAGCUGCAGCAGCAGAACGCCUCGCAGAAGCUGGAAACGAACGGCGGCGGCAGCCCUGGGGGCGACGCCAGCGCUGACAGCAAGCCCGCGCCGCCGGAGUCCCAGUCCCCCUUGCACUUCCUCGCAGAUCUAGCGGAGCAGAAGUCUAGGGAGGAGAAGAAAGAAAAUAAAGAAUCCCCCGUGGGAAAGCCAGCGAAGGAAGAAAGGGACUCGGAUCGCUUAGAGGCGCUGAACUGCCGGUCGUCUUCGCUGGUGUCGAACAGCAGCGAGCAAGGCUCCAGCCUGCGGGACCUGCUCACCACGACGGCCGGCAAGCUGCGCCUCGGCUCCACCGACGCGGGCAUCGCGUUCGCCCCCGUUUACUCCUCGGGCACACAGACUGGCAAAAGUGGAAGAAGCAUGCCCAACAUCCUGGAUGACAUCAUCGCUUCGGUCGUUGAAAACAAGAUUCCCGCGAACAGAAGCUCCAAGUUCAACCUGAAACACGAAGCGAAUGAAGAGACUAAACACGACAGGAAAAAGCCUAUCGCCGAGGAGCCAAGUAAGCUGUAUCCCGAUAUCCCCCACUCCUGGCUCUGUGAUCACCGUCUGCUCUGGCUCAAAGAUCAUCGGAACUGUAACAACUGGAAACUCUUCAGGGAGUGCUGGAAGCAAGGGCAGCCUGUUCUUGUGUCAGGUGUCCAUAAGAGACUAAAUGCCAAUUUGUGGAAAGCUGAGUCAUUUAACCAUGAAUUUGCUGACCAUCAGGGAGAUCUCCUAAACUGUAAAGAUGGUGUGGUUUCAAACUCCAGCAUCAAGGAAUUCUGGGAUGGAUUUGAGGAUUUAACAAAGCGGCCCAAGUCCAAAGAUGGCGAGAGUUUAGUGUAUCGGCUAAAGGAUUGGCCUUCUGGAGAAGAAUUUAUGGCUCUCAUGCCCUCAAGGUAUGAUGAUUUGAUGAAAAAUCUCCCCCUGCCUGAAUAUUCAGACCCAGAGGGUCAUCUUAACUUAGCAUCCCGUCUGCCAUCAUUCUUCGUCCGGCCAGAUCUAGGGCCUAGGCUCUGUUGUGCAUACGGUGUAGCAGCAUCCAAAGAACAGGACUUUGGAACAGCAAACCUUCACUUAGAGGUUUCUGACAUUGUCAGCAUCCUUGUUUAUGUAGGUGUGGCCAAAGGCAAUGGAGUUCUUUCAAAAACAGGUGUGUUAAAGAGACUGGAAGAGGAAGAUCUGGAUGACAACAUGAAGAAAAGGUUAAAAGACUCAAGUGAAACUCCAGGGGCCUUAUGGCACAUAUACGUGAGCAAAGAUGCAGAGAAAAUAAAAGAAUUCCUACAAAAGGUUGCGAAAGAGCAGGGCCUGGAACUGCCCCCGGAGCACGACCCGAUCCGGGAGCAGAGCUGGUUCCUGAGCCAGAAGCUGCGCCGGCGCCUCCUGGAGGAGCAGGGCGUGCAGGGCCGGACCGUAGUGCAGUUCCUGGGGGACUCGGUCAUGAUCCCCGCGGGUGCCCUCCACCAGGUGCAGAACCUACACAGUUGUGUUCAAGUGAUUAAUGACUUUGUGUCUCCAGAACAUGUGGUGCACUCGUUUCAUUUAACACAGGAACUGAGAUCUUCUAAGGAAGAAAUUAACUAUGAAGAUAAGCUACAGGUAAAAAACAUCUUUUAUCAUUCUGUGAAAGAUGCUGUUGGAACAUUAAAAAGGUGCUGUGGUGAGGAGAUGGACAGAGCAGAAGAAAACUCAUGACACCUUUCCCUUAUUAUUGCUGAAGAAUGACCUUUUCUGGAAUAAUGUAACAUAUGCACACUAACCUUAACAUCACAAACUUACAGUGCCAAGCUGACUAAAUUGGUAUUUAUCUGUUUCCACCACCAUAACAGUAUAACCCAGCGCAAGAUAACCAUGACUCAAUGCAAAACUAAAGAUAAUCUGCAAGCAACAGCACUGCUAUUUUUUCUGUUUUCAUACUGUAUAUUGUUUGUUUAAAUGAAAGAUUAAAAUGAUGUAUUUAUUUUUUAAAAGAAUUACAGAGUUAUAUGCUAUGUUAUAGAUCAAAUGUAAAUGUGACUUGUACAGUUUGCUAAAAUUAUUCUGAUACUGUUCACUACAUUGAGACAGUUACUGUGAGAGCAGAUACAGACACCAGCUAUUGCCUGUACUUGGGAAUCUUUGCUGAAUCGCACAGCCGUCACGCCAUAUCUUUUGAAAAACGAACUGCCAAACUAUUGUAAACAGUGUAAAGUUAUAUAAUGUAAAGGAAAACGUCUAAAAAACACAAGCAUUUUAUUAAGAAAAAGUAUUUGCUGUAAAAUGGAAACCUUUACAAAAGUUGUAAUUUAUUUAAGACAGUUGUCUCAUUUUGUUAAAAUUUAUUAUGGUGAACUUUUGAAGUUAAAUGAAUAUCAAAAACUUAUUAUGCUGUGUAAAUAUAUACAUAUAUACAUUCAAUAAUGUAUUUUUUUAAAACAUGGCUUGCUUCAAUUUGUUAAAGUGCAAGUGUUACAUGCUUUGUACAUUGAAGUUCAAAGGGGUUUUACAUUUUCCAUUAAAAUGGAUUUAUCAAA